Messenger RNA from Cavia porcellus (domestic guinea pig), 1540 nucleotides. RefSeq names its product adenylosuccinate lyase (gene Adsl). Gene Ontology annotation, biological process: 'de novo' AMP biosynthetic process. The transcript is spliced from 13 exons. NCBI's taxonomy places the organism in Eukaryota, Metazoa, Chordata, Mammalia, Rodentia, Caviidae. The coding region runs from base 54 to 1508 and encodes 484 amino acids. Gene Ontology annotation, molecular function: N6-(1,2-dicarboxyethyl)AMP AMP-lyase (fumarate-forming) activity; (S)-2-(5-amino-1-(5-phospho-D-ribosyl)imidazole-4-carboxamido) succinate lyase (fumarate-forming) activity. Gene Ontology annotation, cellular component: cytosol. The record is from RefSeq and is a predicted model, not a curated record.
AGGCUUCCGCUUCCGCUCUCGUUUGUUCUGUCGGCAGCGGUGGGUCGUUAGGCAUGGCAGCUGUAGACAGUGGUUGUUUGUUGGACACUUACCGUUCUCCGCUUUCCUCCCGCUAUGCUAGCCCGGAAAUGUGCUUCAUGUUUAGCGACAGAAACAAGUUCCGAACGUGGCGGCAGCUCUGGCUGUGGCUGGCUGAGGCCGAGCAGGCAUUGGGUUUGCCUAUCACAGAUGAACAAAUCCAAGAGAUGAAAUCCAACCUGGACAACAUAGACUUCAAGAUGGCAGCUGAACAAGAGAAAAAAUUACGGCAUGACGUGAUGGCUCAUGUGCACACGUUUGGCCACUGUUGUCCGAAGGCUGCAGGCAUCAUCCAUCUCGGCGCCACCUCCUGCUAUGUUGGAGACAAUACAGACUUGAUUAUUCUUAGAAAUGCAUUUGACCUGCUUUUGCCAAAGCUUGCUAGAGUGAUCUCUCGACUUGCUGACUUUGCUAAGGAGCACGCCAGCCUACCCUCCUUAGGUUUCACACAUUUCCAGCCUGCUCAGCUGACCACAGUUGGGAAACGUUGCUGUCUUUGGAUUCAAGACCUUUGCAUAGAUCUCCAAAACCUGACACGUGUCCGUGAUGACCUGCGCUUCCGGGGAGUGAAGGGCACCACAGGCACUCAGGCCAGCUUCCUGCAGCUCUUUGAGGGUGAUCAUGAUAAGGUGGAGCAACUGGACAAGAUGGUGACAGAAAAGGCAGGAUUUAAGAGGGCCUUCAUCAUCACAGGGCAGACGUACACACGAAAGGUAGACAUCGAGGUGCUGUCUGUGCUGGCGAGCUUGGGGGCUUCGGUGCAUAAGAUUUGCACCGAUAUCCGCCUUCUGGCAAACCUUAAGGAGAUGGAGGAGCCCUUUGAAAAACAACAGAUUGGCUCCAGUGCGAUGCCAUACAAGCGGAACCCCAUGCGGUCAGAACGAUGCUGCAGCCUCGCCCGUCACCUCAUGGGCCUUGUCAUGGACCCGCUGCAGACAGCAUCUGUGCAGUGGUUUGAACGCACGCUGGAUGAUAGUGCCAACCGGCGAAUCUGCUUGGCUGAGGCAUUUCUCACUGCAGAUACCAUACUGAGUACGCUGCAGAACAUUUCUGAAGGAUUGGUGGUGUACCCCAAAGUCAUUGAACGGCGCAUUCGGCAGGAGCUGCCUUUCAUGGCCACCGAGAACAUCAUCAUGGCCAUGGUCAAAGCUGGGGGUAACCGCCAGGAUUGCCAUGAGAAGAUUAGAGUGCUUUCCCAGCAGGCAGCUGCUGUGGUUAAGCAGGAAGGGGGUGACAACGACCUCAUAGAGCGGAUCCGGGCUGAUUCCUACUUCAGUCCCAUUCACUCCCAGCUGGAGCGCUUGUUGGAUCCUUCCUCCUUCACAGGCCGGGCGUUCCAGCAGGUACAGAGAUUCCUGGAAGAGGAGGUUUAUCCCCUGGUGAAGCCAUAUGCAAAUGUGAUGAAAGUGAAAGUAGAAUUAAGUCUGUAGAGUUCGAAAAUUAAUAAAUGAAGAGUCAUGGA